CUGCAGUCAGCUCACACACUCUCUCCUGUGGCAGACAGACAGACAGACAGACAGACACACCGAGGGACGGUGCUGUGUGAGGAGCAGAGCCGUGCGUGUUUGCGCUCACACUGUGUGUGUGUGUGUGUAUAUAUAUAUACAUAUAUAUGCGCGUGCGCGUCUGGGGAAGACUUGGAGAGCCCGAGGCGCACGCACACAGACAGGAGGACAUUGGGAGCCAGCAACUGGUGAUAAGCCCUUCAGAGGAAGAAGAGGAGGGGGUGUUGGAGGAAGAAUCAUUCGUUCUUUAUUUGACUGACUGACUGAAAGUAAAAGGAAAACUCUGCUUCAGACCGAGCUGCUCUGGGAUUUUCAGUCGUAGUCGGUACUUUUUCAUCUGAUCUCAGCAUCCCUGCUUCCCCUCCUGUCCCCGUCCCUCCUGAGUGCGCAGCGGCAGAGGAAGGGACGGGAGAAGCAGGCGGACGGAGCGUCUCCGCCGGGGUUUGAUCCACUGGUUGCAGGAUGAUGGAGUGACAGACACCUCUGGAUCCUGCUUCUGCUCUGUUUUUUUGUGAGAACUAUAUUUCGCACCUCGGGAUUAUUUCAGCCUGUUCUCAUGAUGACCGGAGACUGUGUUGUGCGCUUCGUCCUGAUGCUCUGCUGCGCGCUCCUCUCCGCCAACGCCAGUAACUGGCUGUACUUGGCCAAGCUGUCGUCAGUGGGAAGCAUCCGGGACGAGGAGACGUGUGAGAGGCUGCGAGGUCUCAUCCAGAGACAGGUUCAGAUCUGUAAGCGCAGCGUGGAGGUGAUGGACGCCGUGCGUCGUGGGGCUCAGCUGGCUAUAGACGAGUGUCAGUUUCAGUUUCGCAACCGACGAUGGAACUGCUCCACUCUGGAGACGAUGCCUGUGUUUGGCAAAGUGGUCACACAAGGCACCCGUGAGGCAGCCUUUGUGUAUGCCAUCUCAGCCGCCAGUGUGGCGUUUGCGGUCACAAGGGCCUGCAGCAGCGGAGAGCUGGAAAAAUGUGGCUGUGACCACAAUGUACAUGGAGUCAGUCCAGAGGGGUUCCAGUGGUCGGGCUGCAGUGACAACAUUGCAUACGGUGUGGCCUUUUCUCAGUCCUUUGUGGACGUGAGGGAGAGGAGUAAAGGUCAGUCCUCCAGCCGCGCACUCAUGAACCUGCACAACAACGAGGCGGGCAGAAAGGCCAUCCUGUCCCACAUGCGAGUGGAGUGCAAGUGUCACGGUGUGUCGGGCUCCUGUGAGGUGAAGACCUGCUGGAGAGCCAUGCCGCCCUUCCGCAAGGUGGGCAACGUCAUCAAAGAGAAGUUUGACGGCGCCACCGAGGUGGAGCAGCGCAAGAUGGGCAGCACCAAAGUUCUGGUGCCUCGCAACGCUCAGUUCAAACCUCACACGGACGAGGACCUGGUCUACCUGGAGCCCAGUCCGGAUUUCUGCGAUCACGACCCACGGACGCCGGGCAUGCUGGGCACGGUGGGCCGCCAGUGUAACAGAACCUCAAAGGCCAUUGACGGCUGCGAGCUGAUGUGCUGCGGCCGCGGCUUCCAGACGCAGGAGGUGGAGGUGGUGGACAGGUGCAGCUGUAAGUUCCACUGGUGUUGUUACGUCAAAUGCAAACAGUGCCGCAAAAUGGUGGAGAUGCACACGUGCCGGUGAUGGAGGCGGGAGCACAGAAGGCACUGCUGAUGGACAAAACAAACGCCCCCCCACACGCUCGCUCAGAGAGCGAGGAGGACUCGUGGAGCUCCCUCGUCUCCUGCUUGAAACCACCAUUCCCACCUACCACUGGUCAAUGUAAACAGACUGGCUGAGAGGUCAGAGGUCAUCCUGUUCAUGUAUGGAAAUGAGUCGUUUGUGCACAGGAUUUAAACCUGCAGAGGCAGUUUGUUUCUUCUCGAGUCCCGAGUGUCUCUGGCUGUCUGUCUCUGUCCCUCACUCUCAUGUUUGGUUUGUCGUUGAGAAUUCUUUUUUUUUUGUAAUGGUUAACUUAUUUGUUGAGACUGAGGAGACUGACGGGGGUCCGGGGGCGGAGGAGGGGCCAAACUGGACCAAUUGAUGGGCAG
Molecule: messenger RNA, 2064 nt
Organism: Solea solea (common sole)
Lineage: Eukaryota; Metazoa; Chordata; Actinopteri; Pleuronectiformes; Soleidae
Gene: wnt4
Product: wingless-type MMTV integration site family, member 4
Exons: 6
Coding region: 596-1657 (353 amino acids)
Biological process (GO): multicellular organism development; canonical Wnt signaling pathway; cell fate commitment
Cellular component (GO): extracellular region
Molecular function (GO): frizzled binding; cytokine activity
Source: RefSeq, a predicted model, not a curated record